Messenger RNA from Pelmatolapia mariae (spotted tilapia), 1907 nucleotides. RefSeq lists its product as uncharacterized. The record is from RefSeq and is a predicted model, not a curated record. NCBI's taxonomy places the organism in Eukaryota, Metazoa, Chordata, Actinopteri, Cichliformes, Cichlidae. The transcript has 4 exons. Bases 19 to 1794 code for a protein of 591 amino acids.
AACAAACCAAAAGAUGACAUGGAUAAAGAACCUGGAAGAACCAAAGUACUCGGCCUGGCUUUAACUCUGGAGUCUCAGUGUUAUCCGCAGGUGUCAAGUGGAGUGUGGAAGGUUCUUGCUGUUAUGAAACAAGAUGAGAUUGCCUCAGCUGUGCGAAAUGACUUUACUGUUAUUCAGUUUGCCCAGUCCCUCUACAAUAAACAUGGACAAGACCCUACUAAGUAUGAUUAUAUACGACAGAAGCUUCGUGAAGCGGGACGUUUGUUGUUGUGUCUGCGUACAGAAUUCUCAGUGCAUAACAUCGAAGAAGCUAUUAAGCCUGCUAACUUCCAGAGAGUUGUGCAAGCAGUAAAGAAAGUUUCAGGUUUUGAUGAAGAGACACUGUCAUACAAAACUCCAAGCCUUGCGCUGAAACUGGGACAUACACUGCAUAAAAUGUCUGACAUUAUCCAUUGUCGUGCCCUCAUGACAGAGGAUGAAGCCCUAAUCAAGUCCACUGAUGCGUUCAAGAAGUUGUAUGUCUCCAAAUGGUCCGAGAUGGUGUCUCACCGUGCCUUGAACACAUUGAGUGAGGCAAAGUUUAACAAGCCAUCAACAUUGCCCUUUACAGAAGAUGUUCGGAUUCUCCAUCACUACCUUCAAAAAUCUGCAGAAAGUGCCUUUUGCAGCUUGGAGAACGAAGCCACAGCUCAGAAUUAUGCCCAACUUGCACAAGUUACACUCUCACAAAUCAUUGUGUUCAAUCGAAGACGUUCUGGAGAGGUUUCAAAGAUGCGCCUCAAAAGUUUUCUUGAAAGAGACAAAACGGCACUCCACACAGAUGUUUCCAUGGGGCUCUCAGAAAUGGAACAGAGACUCUGUAACUAUUUCUGUAGAAUAGAAAUAAUGGGAAAAAGGGACAGAAAUGUUCCAGUUCUGCUAACACCAAGCAUGCUGGAUGCUCUGUCACUACUGGUUAGUAGGAGGCCUGACUGUGGUAUUUGUGCCACUAAUAUCUACCUCUUUGCAAGACCCCGAUCAAUGAGUCAUUACAGAGGAAUGGACUCCUUGCGUGUUCAUGCACACCAGUGUGGAGCAAAGCACCCUGAGUAUCUAAGAUCGACACAGCUCAGAAAACAUGUUGCCACACUCUCACAAGUCCUUAAUUUGAAAAACAAUGAACUUGAUCAGGUUGCAGAUUUCCUGGGUCAUGAUAUCCGCGUUCACCGCGAAUUCUACAGAUUACCAGUUCCCACAACACAGCUGGCCAAGAUUUCCAAACUGCUUUUAACACUGGAAAAAGGACAUCUUUCCCAGAUCCAGGGGAAAUCACUGGAUGAGAUCGAAAUUGAAGAUGAAAUUGCAUUAAGUGAUGCUGAAACAAAGGACAGUGAGAGUGAAUCAGAUGAUGAUGACACAGCACUCACAAUGUCGGCGUGUGGCACCAGUGAGCCUGUACAUGCAGUAGCUGAUUCCACAAACACAGCGCAGCUCCAAGACACUGUAGAUUGUGAUGAAGAACCACUCAUAAUGCCUGCAGCAAGUGAGACUGCUGCUCCCUCUGAAGAUAAAAAUGCUGCUCAAUCCCACAAUUCCCGAAGAGCUCCCAAAAACAUGUGGUCCAAGGCUGAGGUUGCUGCAGUGAUGAGGCAUUUUAAAGACCACAUAAACGAAGGGAAACUGGCCACCAAAAAUGAAUGCAGUCAUUGCAAAUUGGUAGAAGAUCCGAUGUUGGCAGGAAGAACAGUUCAAAACAUAAGAGAUUUUGUAAGAAACAGAGGAUUAACUGCAAAAAGGCAGAAAAAAAUGAACUAAAAUAACUGUUUAGCCAGAUGUGGUUUUACAUCUUGGUCAGAUGGCCAAACUGUUGUUAAAACUGAGUUAUUGUGCAGCAGGCUGCCUGAUGUUCUGUUUAAAAAAAAGUUCUU